Gracilinanus agilis (Agile Gracile Mouse Opossum) is the source of this 1895-nucleotide messenger RNA. RefSeq names its product cytochrome b5. Gene Ontology annotation, cellular component: intracellular membrane-bounded organelle; mitochondrial outer membrane. Lineage: Eukaryota; Metazoa; Chordata; Mammalia; Didelphimorphia; Didelphidae. The transcript has 5 exons. The coding region runs from base 92 to 496 and encodes 134 amino acids. The record is from RefSeq and is a predicted model, not a curated record. Gene Ontology annotation, molecular function: heme binding.
UGGUGGGAGAAUGUCCAGGCUCAGAAUUGCAUGAUCUGUUGCCUGUGCUCCUGCUCUCUUGAAACGUUGUGGGAUCUCUCCUAGGGCCGCGAUGGCAGAGCAGUCGGGAGAGAAGGUGAAAUACUAUACUUUGGAGGAGAUCCAGAAGCACAACCACAGCAAGAGCACCUGGCUCAUCCUGCAUCACAAAGUCUACGACUUGACCAAAUUCCUGGAGGAGCAUCCUGGUGGAGAAGAAGUUCUAAGGGAGCAAGCUGGAGGUGAUGCAACUGAAAACUUUGAGGAUGUUGGGCAUUCUACAGAUGCCCGAGAACUAUCCAAGACAUAUAUCAUUGGAGAACUUCAUCCAGAUGACAGAGACAAAAUAAAGAAACCUUCAGAUUCUCUUAUUACUACCAUUGAUAAUAACAACAGUUGGUGGACCAGUUGGGUGAUCCCAGCAGUCUCUGCACUUGUUGUGGCCUUGAUGUAUCGCUUCUACAUGUCAGAGUACUAAUCACAUUUUUUAAAAAGCCAAUAAAAGAAGAGACUGACUUAAACCAGGAAAAAAGAAGCCAGUUGUCACUGUCUACUUUGCCUGACAGAAACCAACUUCUUUUGCAAAGAAAUUUUAAUGUGUCCAUUUUCUACCCCUUUAAAUUCCCUGACAUCUAAAAAAGUGAACUAUCCUUCUGUACACUUUUUAGAGUGUGCCUUUUCAUUCAAACUAUUUUCAAAGUUCAGUGCUUUUAUCACUAUUCUUUAUAUAACAAAAGCAGCUGCUAUAAUUACUGUAUAGCCUUUAUAAUUUUCUGCAUCUAUUUGUGUUUGUACAAAAUCAAUCUUUGAUGCUUAAAAGCUUUUAAAAUAAGUCCUUCAACAGACUUCUUGUUUAGACCCAAGUAGUAAAUGUUGAUGCUUGGCUCUAAGGAUGUUUUUGGCUUCUGUCUUCUAUGAGAUUUCCUCUAAUAGAAUUAUCCAUUGUGACACUGCUUUUAGAUCAGUUUCCUUUUCUGGAAGUUAAAAAGGCCAGUGGUCAUAAUUUAAAUGCUUCUAAUGACUUCUGGUAUAAAUAAAAAUGGUAAGAAGGGAAAAUGUCCAGAAGAAACUGACAUUGAUCAAGGAAUAGAUUGCAUCUAUCCAUUAAACAAGACUUGUUUCUCCUUCCCCAAUUCUCAAUCUAGAAUUAACCCUCUGUUUUGGAGUGGGGUGGAGGGAUGGAGAAUCUUCUUUUGAGAUUACUAUUUGGGAUACAUAAUCCUUGUUAGCAUUCACUCCUUUUAGGAGAGCUGCUGAAUCUUUAAUUUUUAUUAAGAAGAACAGAAAGACAUUCUUUGUAUGCUGGUUUUUUCUUUUUUAAAGGAACUAACUGCUGCAUAAUGAAUGACAAAUUAUGUUCCUGUGGAUCCAUUUUUUUCCCCUUUGAGAACUCUUUUGACUUCUUCCAUUUUGUCUGUAGCUUUAUUCUCUGGUCUUUACUUUCUCUUGUCUUGGAAAGGUUAGUUGUUUGAUGACAUGGAGGGGGAGUGAAUCUAUUUAAAAUGUAAGCUGUCAUAAUGAACUGUGAUCAUGCAUCUUCCCUUUUAUAUGUCAGUCAAGCAGUAUGCACAUGAAAACCAUUAAGGACACAUUAAAAAGACUGAUUUUUUCCUCAAAAAAAAUUCUACUGAUAUCAAUUGUAUAAUCAUUAUUAUGUCUACUACCCUACUUUCCUCACUUCACACACACAUAUAAUAUACACCAGAGCCUAAUGUGAUUAGGGAGAAAGACUCACUAUUUCAACCAUAACUGAAAUAGAAUGAAAGUGGGUUAGGAGAGGUGGGAAAAGGUGAACUGUGGUGCCAGAAAUACAAAAUUACCUUGCAGAGAAGUCUUUUGUUAAAAUUCUGAAUAAACAUGUGCCUGAACAAAUCGAA